CCUGGUUGCCAAGCAUCUGACAGGUGACAUUUUGAGAUAUACCGACUUGUAUUUAUUCUAUAGCCCAAGGAAGGAAUACAUAAAGUAAUCUAACGAAUAUGGCGGCACGUGACUGCUACAGCAGCUACAGUCUGGACAAGAGGUUCAGUGGUCCGAAGAUUAUCACCCCCACCCACAACUACCUAUCGGGGGACUGGAAAUCCCCCUGCUACGAGAGGUCGUCCUUCUACACCCCCUCCGAGAGACGCUGGAUCAAGUACCAAGACUAUAGGCACAUCCCGCGUGAGGCGAGGAGAGAUGCUAUUGACUUCCAAAGUGAGGACAAGUGGGUAGAGUUCCAGAGACACAGGGACGCCCCCCGGGGUGACAAGCUAAAUCCUGGAGGCAUAGGCCACUCAAACAUACCAGAAGUCCGUCUAUUUGGUUACACGAGAGACCCGUCCAGCUAUCCAGCAGUCACGCAGUUCCACCCUCCAGCCAGGUUCCCGCAGUGGACGGGCCCAGGCUACUACGGAUACUACCACGAGAACUUGGAACAUCACGCCAGUGGUCGCUACAGGGACUUGCCGGCGAUCAGGAGGUACCCUGGCUAUCCAAUUAUAAGUAAGAUGACCGGCAAUUAAUAAUGCUUUAGUUCUAUAUGGACAAAAAUGUGGUACUGCUUGUUUGAACAUUGAAUGUUGGUAUCAGAUUCAUGGAUGGACACCGGUUUGAAAAGUGACUAUGAUGGAUCUUGCAGCGUAACAGCUUCGAGAUAUUACUAAUCUUUUGAUCUUGGAGACGUGAGGGUAACGAGAAGUGGAGUGACUUAGAACAUCCAAGAGUUUAUAGAAUAUGACAUUUGCUCAAACAGACAAGCUUUUGGCAAAACGGACAGACGGUCGUGCCAACCAUGACUUCUUGUAACUCGGUUAAAGUGGGCGAAUGUCUCCCAGGUUCAUUGACCAAGUUUGAGCACGGCGGCCUGUGUUCUCAAUCAACGCCGACGCUGUCCUCACCAGGGUCAUCCCUGAGAUUUUCGCACCGGCCCGAGGUUUGCAGUGGUGCGAGAAGUUGAUACUUCGAGAUAGCAAAAUGAAUAACCGGCAUCGUCCAGGUAUGAAGUAUCCGCAUAGCAUUUGUGUUAGUUGAUGUAACAAUUCAGCUGAAAAAUCUGUGAUUAGUUUUGAUUUUAUUAUUAAUAGUUGCGUAUCUGUUUGUCCCAUGUCUAAAAUCGUAUACAUGUACAUAUAGUAUUGUGCGCGCGUGGGUUGGAGGGCGGGUGGUAAUGACACUUUUGCCUCUUCGCCAACAUGACGGAAGUGACUUUGAAUAAAAUAAAAAAUGUUUUUCA
This is a messenger RNA of Lineus longissimus, 1333 nucleotides long. RefSeq lists its product as uncharacterized. NCBI's taxonomy places the organism in Eukaryota, Metazoa, Nemertea, Pilidiophora, Heteronemertea, Lineidae. The transcript is spliced from 3 exons. Bases 99 to 623 code for a protein of 174 amino acids. The record is from RefSeq and is a predicted model, not a curated record.